Vicia faba (fava bean) is the source of this 465-nucleotide messenger RNA. The record is from the annotation of a GenBank genome assembly. Lineage: Eukaryota; Viridiplantae; Streptophyta; Magnoliopsida; Fabales; Fabaceae.
AUGAAAGUUGUUGGUAAGAAUAACCAGGUUAUUCACUUAUUCAUUGCUUUCAUUCAUCAGAGUUCUAUCCAACUUCAGAUAUUCGUGUUUGUUCAAGGUCAUAAUCGUGCAAAUUUACAAGCCAUGUUGAUGUUAUACAAAAAAACAAGUUACAAUUCACAAAGAAAAUUACAAGAGGUGACAAUAUUCUCUAAGCUACAUAAGUCUUUUCAAUUUACUACAAGAAUAUCUUCAGUCAUCUCCAGGCGACAUUGGUUCUCAAAUCCCAUAAACGAAGACUUAUUCAUAUCUUCAUGUUGCUGCCUUCAUUACCGAACUGCUGACCUUCAAGAUUCCUUCUCAUCGCUUCCGUUUGCUUUCAUCGAGGCCAUGGCACUAUGCUCCCGCAACCUGCAAAACCAAUCUAGGAAAGCCACCCUGUUCAAGGAAAAAGCUAGCAUAACUGUCAAAAAGCAUAAUUUCUAA